Xenia sp. Carnegie-2017 is the source of this 939-nucleotide messenger RNA. RefSeq names its product enoyl-CoA delta isomerase 2-like. Gene Ontology annotation, biological process: fatty acid metabolic process. The transcript is spliced from 6 exons. Bases 115 to 684 code for a protein of 189 amino acids. Gene Ontology annotation, molecular function: long-chain fatty acyl-CoA binding. Lineage: Eukaryota; Metazoa; Cnidaria; Anthozoa; Malacalcyonacea; Xeniidae. The record is from RefSeq and is a predicted model, not a curated record.
AUGUUUGAUUUACUUUUGCCUUUCAUUCAUGUCAUUUCUAGAUAUCAAUUUUCUUAUUCGUCCAAAGUUCAAUCAAUAAUAAAAAAAUAUUUAUUGUAAAUUUUAUUAUAGCAAAUGAACGUGACGCCAAGAGUUUGUAAAUCACAUGCAAUUUUUCGUCGUGGUAUAGUGAACUAUCUAUCUCGACCUUAUUUAAACCUGAACAUUUUUACGAAGAUGGUUCGAAGUUCUCUGCAAUCUCUCACCAGUUUAAGGAAGCAAAAAGACAAAGUAGGAUCUUUAACUCAAGAUCCAGGGAAUGAAUUGAAGUUAAAGAUGUACGCCGUUUUUAAGCAGGGCUCUUUAGGCAAAUGUAAUACACCAAAGCCUGGGACUUUGGACUUUGUUGGAAAGGCAAAAUGGAAUGCAUGGAACGAUUUGGGUGAUUUAUCACAGGUAGAUGCACAAAAACAGUAUAUAGCACUUGUGGAAUCUUUACUAGGACAAGAACCCAAGACCAACAGCCAACCCAACAAAGACAUUAAUACAUCAAAUGAGUUUGAAAAUAUUCUUGUCUCUACUGAUGGCGGUUUGAGGACAAUCACAAUGAACAGGCCUGAUAAAUACAAUGCUUUGACCCCAAAGUUUUGUCAACGCCACAAACGAAGAAUAAUGUUUACGAAGCUGAAAGCCACAUGUUUUUGAGGAAGCAGCCGUUGGCAAUGAACUUUUAACAUGCAAUUGGCAUAGAAGAAAGCGAUCCGUUUUCAAACUGUGAAUUUGUUAGUUUAUGGAAAGUAUUUGUGGUUUUCAUAUGCAUCAUGCUGAUGGACUCCUUACAAAAUAAUAUCAUUGGAUUCCCUUUGCUGUUAGGCGACAUGGUGGAUGCCCUUUCUUUGUUUGUUAUUCCCUUAAGACACACUUGAAAACCAAGAAUUGCUGUUUUCAAAAUUAUAAUUA